CGGGGAGGCAGUCUGAAGAGGAGGAGGAGGCGCCAACGGCAAGAGGCGCGUCGUGCAUGGUCUUCUCAUUCUCGUGCUAGGCUUAGUCGAAUUUCGCUGUGAUCUCUGCUCGUACGAGCUUACAGUCGCGUUUCUGCGUUCGUGUAGGUCGUGUCGUUGCGUGCCUUCUCUCAGAUCGUCCUUCAUCGGCAGCUAACCGAUAACCGGUUGGCAAGUCUCAUCCGAUCGGUUCGCAGAAUGUGAUCGCGAAUUUAUGCGCGAUUUCCAUGGACUCGAUCACCGUCGUCGAGAGGAUCACGGUGUCUCCUAGGCAAACGUGAAAUUGUAGUCGCGGUUUGGAGUAAACUGGGAGGAUCGGGUUUGAUGGGGUAACUUGGCUCGUUCGAGUUGGCAAGAUCGAUCUCCAGGCGGGAAAAUAGAACGAGAGGAUCGUUGACGAGCGAUGAACGCUUCUUUCGGGACAAAGCCGAGUUACAAUCUUCAGGCUACGUAGAUAUCCGCCUACCGAUGGGAAACCGACCGAUAACUGCAAUCAGCGCUUUUGUAGAUCAUUCUCAGAUUCGUAGGAAAACUCGAGGUUUAUUUUGAAGCAGGGAUAUUAAGAUCUAUAACGAGGAUUCAGGGAUAUAAGGAUAGUAUAAAUACUUCAAAACUGAAACAGCAGGGAAUAAGACUUUAUAGCUGAAACUGUAAGAGAUUCAAGGACAGUCAGCAACGUCAGAUGUACUCCAGCUGAAAUUCUAAGGGUACUUCAGGAUUAAAACAGCCAGAAAUAACUUCAUAGCUAAGACAGUAUAGGAUUCAAGGACAGACAGUCAGCAUCCUCAGGUGUACUUCAGCUAAAAUCAUAAAAAUAUUUCAGGAUUAAAAAAAACAGAAAUAACUUCAUAGCUAAGACAGUAUAGGAUUCAAAAAUAAACAGUCAGCAACAUCAGAUGUACUUCAGCUAAAAUCAUAAGGAUACGUCAGGAUUAAAACAGUACACAGUAAGAAACAUUAGGUACCUACCUAGAAACAGUAAGGAUAAUAUUGUGAGGUUAAGAGACUCAAUUAUGAAUGAAACAAUAGUCAGUGAAAGACAAACUAGUAAGCUGUUAGGAUACCAGUGCAAAAUCUUCUUGUAACAGUAAGGUGAAGCAAAGGAUCUAACUGAAGUAAACUGAGGGUAAAGAGUACUAUCAAGUUGAAACCAAUAAAAAUUGCGAGAAGGGGGUGCCUGUAACAUAAAUUCAGGAGAAGAGGUCCGAGUGCGUGUCAAGGCGAUACCGCAAAUAACGCGGCGGAAUUAAGCCGGGCAGCUGGAAGAGCGGGCAGCAGGAGAAAUUGGUCAACGACAAGGGCGCGAGGAAAGAUAAAUUAGACGGAUAAAACAAGCGGAGCGUGAGUUGAAGAGAAAAGUGGAGUCCGUUGGAGUGGAAAACGCGUAUCGAGAACGAAUUGUGUGAUAGCGGGUCGAAGCGGGGUGCCUUAACGGAGGCUGACAAGGCUCGCAACCUUGGAAAUAGAUGAAUACUUUUUGCUGGUCGUCGCAGGAAAUCGAUCGCCUCGUUAACAAGUCCCGAAGCAACGUUCGGAAAUUAUUCGCGGAAGAGGAAGGUGGCCCGUGAGAAUACGGAAUCUCGAAAAGAGGGUGGAUCGGCUACGUGAUCGAUAGACAAAGGCAAGGAGAAUAAAGAAGAAGUAACGAGAUCCAGGUCGCGAAAUCAAUCAGAGGAGCAGGGAAUAAUAAUAAUUUCGAAGGGUAGCUUUUGGUCAACGAACCGAGAACGUAAAGUUUCAUCGGGACCCACGGACAAGAUUACUUUCCUCGAAACGUGCCGGCUAAUUUCGAGUAAUAGCUCCUUUGUAAUCGGCCAGGACGCCUCACGAGAUUACCAGGAUGCAGCAGUGUGCGUGCAACGCGUUGCAUUAUGCAACGGAAGCGACGAUUUAAUCGACCACGAGGUGCUUUGUGUUCGGCGACUGUGAGAUUGCCGUCGAGACCGGAUACCUAGGAGUUUGUGUAGAACAAUCGGACAGUAUUAAUCGUGUCUCGCGAUUUUGAACGAUUCUUCGAACUUGCUUGCUUCUGCUGUUCAGUGUCUUGACACUCGCGUAAUUAAAACAAGCAGCGACGUCCUUAACGACUCCUGGAGAUCAAAGCUGCGAUGGAAUCUAAUAAAUCGAUAUAAAAAUAGAGAAAGUGGAGCACUUCGUUGAACAAGACACACCCACGGGUCAAUUUUAGUUACCGUUUCCGAGAAGAUCCACGUAGAGGGGCUGAAACUCAAAUGAGUUAAGGUGCAGAUCAUUCAGAGGAGCGUGUUCGAGAGUGGAACUCGGUGGGAUCGUUUCGGUGAUCGGCCAUAAUAUUUUCAUCGAUUUUUGCUAUUUUGCCUGGACACCUUUGGAUGGUCCGAUUGGUCAGUCGCUUCUGAGUGGUGGACAUCGGAGGAAGGGGUUUGCUGUGAAGUGUUAGGUGAUGUGAUCAAAAUUUUGAGUCGUACGUGCGGUGUUGGACGCUGCGGUGAGGAUAUUUGGAUUAAAUAUUGGAAUACUGUGAGCAGUUACCUUAAAUAUUAAAUUUUACAAAAUAUCUAUUAGUCACUGGUGACUGUAUUAAAUAUUAAAAAGCAUCACUGGUUACCACUUAAAAUCUAAUAUUAAAAUAUCACCGUAAGUGAGCGGUGAGCACCUUAAAUAUAAAUUGAAUAUCACUGUCAGUGAUCACCUUAAAUAUUAAAUACUAAAAUACUAUAAAGCAUCAAACUAACUAGUGACCAAUCUAAUAUACAUUAAAUAUCGAAACACGAAAGUAUCACUGUAAUUGAGCGAUACUUAAGCACAUAUUAAAUAUUGAAACACUGUAAAACAUCGCUGCAAUCAUCCUAAAUAAAUAUUAAAUAUUGAAUCACUGUGUGUGAGUCGGCUGCGACAAGAUAACAAAAGCAGUGAAAUUUUAAAGGUGCAAACAUUUCCAAAAUUUGUCAAUCGUUUCGUGGACCAUCUUUCAUCAUGAAGAUAAUUUUCAUUUCUUUGGCGUUAAUUACGCUGUCAUUGGCUGACACGUCGUUGAAGACGCGGUUCAAAAAGUGUUGUUCACCUGGUGAAGUCUUCACGGAAGGUGUUUUAUCAAAAGUUGGAUGCGCACCCACACCUGUACGCUCGAUAGAGCUUUACAAUCUCGAUAAUGUGGGCUACAAUAUCAGUUUGAACGCGUCUGGAAGUCAGUUUGGAAUUCCGAUUUGUGCGCGCGAGGACGACAUCGCUACGACACCGCUUGCCAACGUGACAUCCACCGACUUCUUGCAGGAAUCAAGCUGCAUAGAAAUUUUCGACGAUAUCGAAUCGGGCACGAACUAUCCUCUAAUUGUUCAAUGUCGCUCGAACGAAGACAGAGAAGAAAACAAAGAACCGAGUCUGCCUCUGCCCCGACUUCUGAACAUCAGAAGAUGUUGUCCGAAGAAUUCAUUUUUCGACGAGCACCGUGGAAUCUGCAUUCCGCUAUUCGAGGCCAUUCCUGACGGAUACUUUUCGGAUAUCGAUGAAUUUUUAUCCUUGUUACCGAAGGAAUUGGACACGCUGGACUUCUUGAAUGUGAGCAGAACAUCAACGAAAUGUUCAGGGGCGACAUUCACUUAUGUGAUCGACGCCGAGGACCUCGUUUACGUGAACGGAAUCUUACAGGUAACAGUGACGUCCUCGGCGGGGAAAAUUGAACGAUUGAACAUCACCAGCGAGAAUGCUUGUCUGGAGCUGACGCCGGAUUUCCGGGCGAAACGUCGCCUGGCGGUUCGCGUUUGCAGAAGCUCGGAUCAUUGCCAGAACAACGCCUGCGUGAGGAAGUGUUGCAAAGAGAACGGGUCUCAAAGAAAGAAGUGCAUAAGAAAUUAUGUGCCCGAUUUUCCCGACCGUUUUUACGAAACUGUCUCUGAACUCAUGAAAGUAGACAGCGUUACAGAAUUCGGUCUGCUGGUCGGAUUAAGGUGCGAGUACCAAAUGUACAUGCUGACCGAGAACGAUACAUGGAGCAUGACACCAGAAGGCUACAUCAAGGUAGAUCCAAAUGUGGAGACAUUUCAACACGACCGGUACUGUCUGGAGACGCGGUACAACAGCACUGAUGCAAACGUCUUGAAUGUUUUUGCUUGCUUCGACAAACCACAUCAGGAACCAAGUCCAACAAAAAUUGCAGUUUCCAAUGUCUUAGAAGCAAUCAGUUGCUUGUUUCUGCUGUUGACGUUGCUGGUUUACGCUUGUUUACCCACUCUUCAAAAUCUGCACGGGAAAACCUUGAUGUGCCAUUCCGCGAGUCUUCUAGUGGCUUUUGCUUGUCUCGCUAUAAUACCGUCGGUGACACCGCCUAUGGUAUUUGACGAAGAUGCUGAGGAACGCUAUGCCACCGCAUUUUGCUUCACACUGGGUUACAUCAUGCUCUUUGCAUUCCUGUCCGCUUUCUGCUGGUUGAACGUCAUGUGCUUCGAUAUAUGGCGGACUUUCGGAAGGCUACGUGGAACCGUUUCCAGAGAUCGGUCUCAUCACAAACAAUUCUUAUCAUAUUGUUUGUAUGCAUGGGGCCUGUCACUGUUCAUAACUGUCUUCGGGAUUUUGAGCGACAAGAUGGAAAUUCUUCCAAAUGAGCUGAGACCGAAUUUUGGAGCUGAGUCCUGCUGGUUUAUCAGCGCGGAUGUUGCAGGUCAACCAAACUUGUACGGUGAUUUGCUUUUCUUCCGAGGACCAAUCGCAAUUCAGCUGACGUUGAACGUGGUGUUCUUCAUUCUCACGUCAGAGAGGUGUAGCAAAGUGAAAGCAGAGAUAAGAAGGGUUGCCGACCCAUCGGAUCCCAGGAGCAAACGAUUUCACGCUGACAAAACUAAUUUGCAAAUUCCCAAAUUUAGGUUCAUCAUGAACGUGAAACUGUUCAUCGUGAUGGGAAUAUCGUGGAUCGCGGAGAUAAUCUCUUCAUUCAUAAAUCAAUACACGAAUUAUACGUGGCAGGAGCAAAUUUUCUACGCGACGGACGCGUUGAACUGUCUCCAGGGUGUAUUGAUAUUUGUUCUGUUCGUGAUGAAGAAAAGGGUCUAUCAGGCGUUGAAGAAACGACUGAGCUUCGGCAAGCAGAAGAAAGGCUUCAGCCAAGGAACAUCCACCUUGCAAGACCCAUUCAAAGCGAAAAUGAGCGCGAGUCAAAGCACGCUGACGUCUAGCUUCGGUGUUAGCGUAGCACCUUGAACGUACCGAGUAAAAUGUAUUUGACCGGCUGUAUUAUACAGCGAACCGAAUAAAAGUGAUCACUAAUUCUCUGUGGAAACAUAAGAAAAAUUAUAGAAGAGAAUUUUAGCUUGUUAGUUUUCGAGGAAGUCAAGUUUCAACAUUUUUUUCAAUAGCAUUCAGGUGAUGUCGGUUAAUUUUGAUGUCGCUGAAGGUUGCCAUAACAGUAAAGGGAUCAGACUUGAUUUCUUCGAAACUCGACAAAAACGUAUAUUUUUUCUUAGUUUUUCAUAAGAUAUAAUACUGUGUGAUUCAACUUUUAAACGAAUUUUUACAAACGAUACGAAUACGACUUUUUAAUACCAAAUCGAGUAUCAUCUUUUAUUAAAUACUUGAACGUUUGUUCAGUGGGAGAGAUAUUGUAAGAAUAUCAGAUUUAUUGGAUGUGAAAUAACUAAUUGGAAU
Messenger RNA from Megachile rotundata (alfalfa leafcutting bee), 5655 nucleotides. Its product is annotated as putative G-protein coupled receptor Mth-like 3. Gene Ontology annotation, cellular component: plasma membrane. Gene Ontology annotation, biological process: G protein-coupled receptor signaling pathway; cell surface receptor signaling pathway. Lineage: Eukaryota; Metazoa; Arthropoda; Insecta; Hymenoptera; Megachilidae. The record is from RefSeq and is a predicted model, not a curated record. Gene Ontology annotation, molecular function: G protein-coupled peptide receptor activity.